GGGUCCCAGUGUCGCGGCGGCGCACUCGCGGCGAGAAUCGGGAGGAGGAGCAGACAGCAAGGAUAGGCCCAGUUGUGUUAAAAGAAAAUCAACCAGGAAAAAAUCUCAUCAUGGCAGAUAUCCACCACGAAAACGAAGAAAUGGAGCAGCCCAUGCAGAAUGGAGAGGAAGACCGCCCUUUGGGAGGGGGUGAAGGCCACCAGCCAGCAGGAAAUAAUAGACGAGGACAGGCUCGUCGACUGCCCCCUAACUUCCGAUGGGCCAUACCUAAUAGGCAGUUCAAUGAUGGGAUGGGUGGAGAUGGAGAUGAUAUGGAAAUGUUCAUGGAAGAGAUGAGAGAAAUCAGGAGAAAACUUAGGGAGCUGCAGUUGAGAAAUUGCCUUCGUAUCCUUAUGGGGGAACUCUCUAAUCACCAUGACCAUCAUGAUGAAUUUUGCCUUAUGCCUUGAUUCCUGCUAUUUUCCAUAAGUUUAACUGUGAUUCUCACUGUUGUUUUCUUUUCCUUUCAUUUCUUGAUAUGCCUUUACUGAUCCAUUUGCUGAGAACCUUAUGUAAUUUCCAUGUGUCAAGUGGGUUCUGUUACCAGCUUCUAAUUGGAUAUUGCCUUGGCACACAGUCCUAAGUUUCUGUCAACAGUAGUUUCACACAUUUGCAUGGAAAAAUGUAAAGUUAAUAAAGCAGUUAAAAAGCAACCUAUACAUUUAUUGUCUCAUU
Messenger RNA from Molossus molossus (Pallas's mastiff bat), 714 nucleotides. RefSeq names its product brain expressed X-linked 3 (gene BEX3). Gene Ontology annotation, biological process: signal transduction. The record is from RefSeq and is a predicted model, not a curated record. Gene Ontology annotation, molecular function: signaling receptor binding. The transcript is spliced from 2 exons. Bases 111 to 449 code for a protein of 112 amino acids. NCBI's taxonomy places the organism in Eukaryota, Metazoa, Chordata, Mammalia, Chiroptera, Molossidae. Gene Ontology annotation, cellular component: cytosol; cytoplasm.